GGCGGGGCCGGGGCCGGGCCAUGGGCGCGCCGGGGGCUGCGCGCUCCCGCAAGGCUCUGUCUUCUGGAAGGCUGUCAGGAGCAACUAAACUAACAAAUGGAAGAAAUCAAUUUGGCUUAAAGAAAGGAUGUCAUUCUGCUGCAGAAUUCUAUUCCACUGAAUCUGCCAAUCAGGUUGAUACUGUUCACAACAGACUUGAGCAUUGUGCAGCUUUACUGAAGAAUAUCUUACAAAAGGAAGCUACAGGAAGGGAGACUGUCCAUAAACAACCUGGGAAAACAAGUACCUUUAAAUUUACUUCCAAGCCUUUGCCAACCAAAGGAAAUACUUCCAAGAAGAAAGGGUUAAAAAGAAUCAUUACUCCUGCCCCUGUCCAAAAAGAAGUUGUGCCUAAUAGAAAAGUUGCCUCAUCUACCACACCUUCUGCUGAGAAGGAACUUUCCAGUGCAGCACAGAGUCAGAUGGUUCAAUCAAUUCAUGGGCCUUGCAGUGACCACUCUCCUGGGGCAUAUCAGAAACUGUAUCAGCAUGUGCAAACUCAGAUGUCUCUGAUAACUGGCCAACCCCCACAGAAGAGCAAUGAAAUUCCUACUGUAACUCCUUUUCCUACCACAAAGCAGGGAUGUCAAAAUGUUACAGCUUUGAAUUGUCAGUUACCUACCUCCACAUCAACACUGUCCCUGCAGCAUUCAGCUAAUGCCUUAUCUACUCAGUCAGGUGUUCCUGUAGACAGUGCCAAUGAAAAUGUGCCAGAGAUGGGAGGACCUGUGGUUUGCCCAGUGGUUUCUGCUGCUCCUGCACAAACACAGUCUGGAGCUGCUGUUCCUGGUGUGAUGCCCUGUACAGCACCAGGAGCAUCAACCCCUUCAGUGCCGGCAUUGCUCCCAACAUCUUGUGCCAGAGAGAUGGCCCCAAGCCAGGAGCAGCAGAUUAGAGAAGCAGAUUUGAUGCGGUGCAUCCAAGCCCUGCUACAAUCCCAUGAAAUGCUGAAUGGCAGGGCUGAACAGAGGGGCCACCAUCACUGUCCAGCGAAACAUGGUGGCUCAUGUGACACAGAGGAGGAUACUCCUGAGGAGCACAGUGAGGACAUGGUCAGUGAAGAAGAUGAAUUGGAUGUACUUGAUGUGUCUCCAGUGAGAGAUACAAGCUGUAAGACAAGUUGUGUGAAGAAAGUUCUAAAAUCUAGAAAAGAAAGUCCGGAAGAAACAGCCCAUAAAGUUAGGACUGUAAAGUAUCUUAUGGGUGAGCUCAGAGCACUGGUAACAGAUCAAGGUGACUCAGAAAUGCUGAGGUUGAUGAGUGAAGUGGAAGACUCUGUAUCCUUGCUCCCAGCUGUGGUGGGAAGUACGAAUAUCCAGGCUGAAAUAGCUCUGGCUUUGCAGCCUCUGCGCAGUGAGAAUGCCCAGCUGCGCAGGAGACUAAGAAUAUUAAACCAGCAACUUAGGGAACAAGAAAGCAGUGAGAAGACAUCAGGACAGAGCUGCAAUUAUGAAUUGGUUUCUUUGCAGUCCUUGAAUAUGAUGCUCCAGAGUCAAUUGAAAGAAUCACAGAAAGGCCUUGACUCACUGCAGGCUAAAAAUGAAGAACUACUGAAAAUAAUAGAAAGUCAGAAAGAAGAAAAUAAACACCUUGCAAAAGGUAUUCAAGAUAAGGAAGAAGAAUUGCUAGAAAACAAACAGCAUUAUGACAUUCAUUCCACCAAGCUCAAGAUUGAAGUGGAAGAGGCAUUAGGAACUGUGAAGAGCCUUCAGUUUAAGCUGGAAGCUUCAGAGAAGGAAAAUAAGAUUUUGGCCAUAACAUUACGUCAGCGUGAUGCAGAAGUUAAGAGACUGAGGGAAUUAACCAGAACCUUGCAGGGCAGCAUGGCCAAGCUUCUGUCUGACCUCACAGGGGACAGUGUCAGACCCAAACCUGAAAAAUCUCUCUCAAAGUCUCGUUUGGAAGACCAUGAAAAGCAGAUGCAACCUGAGCUGUUUCCUGGGAGUACUUCAGUAAUGACUUACCUUAAAACAUUAGAAAUGGAUCAUAUUUUAAUAGAUACGAAUCUUCAGUUCCCAAAUAAAAUUGGAGAAGUAGAAAUGCAAAGUCUGUCCUAUGAAAAGUUUGCUGCUGAAGGAAGUAAAAUUAACAGUACAUUCACAGAGGAGCAAACAUCAGCUCCCAGAGGACCACCAGCUCCAUUGAAGCAAGAUGCAGAAACAGGGAGUGAUUCUGGAACUUUAUUAGAUGACCAGACCAAGGUGGAUGAGACAAUUUAUAUUCCACUGACUAGCAGUGCCUCUAAAAAACAGCAGCCAGCCUCUGGAAGAAGUGGUGUGCUACCCCAGAGCAGAGGGGCUUGUCAGAGGCUGGAUUACCACUGUGAGCUCCCAAGCUCUGUGCAGCAGUAUGGAUGUGAGGAUCCAACUCUACUGGAUAAAUUAAAUGCUGGGUACAAUGUGAAAAAGACUGUGGAAAACACGCUUGAAGUUACAGGGGGUAAAGCGAAACCAGAAGGUGACAAAGUCCAAGUGAGAGCAAGAGGCGUUCCAAGUGGGGCUGCAAAAGAUUUCAUGGAUAAACCAGACCAGCCUCAGCCUGGUCCAUACCCUUGUGCAUCGAUGCCAUUUCCAGCAGGGGUUUCUCACAAAACAGGCAGUAAAGCGGCUGAUUUUAGUUGCAUUUCAUUUGAUGAUUUCUCAGGGAGGUCUGACUGGAGUGCAUCUUCUUUCUCAACAUUUACUUCUCGCGAUGAAGAGGACUUUAAAAAUAGCUUAGCAGCCUUGGAUGCCAACAUAGCCAGGUUACAAAGGACUCUGCAAAGUAACAUUAGGAAACAAUGAGUAUGAGAAAGCAAAAUGGGCUGCAGCUAUUUGGACAAAUUAAGUUUUUCUGAAGUAUAUCAAGUAUGGUACUGAUAUGUAUAUUUGUGUGUAACAGCUUGUUCCUAGCUGUCUCAAUUAUGGAUAGAAUUUGUUCCUCAUUAGGCAGUGGUGCUGUUCCCCUUGAUGUGUACAACUUGAAAUAACUGUCUUUUUAUAUAAAAUAGAAAUGGCUUUUUAAAUUAUUACUUAUUUUAUAUUCUUUACUUGCAAAAUUAAAUGUACUCGUUUACUUGUGGUUUUUAUUCCUUCCCCAAAGAACUGUUGUAAGGUGCUGCACACGAGCAAGAGAUUCCACAGGUAGAGACCAGGGAGGAGCAAGUUACAGAGGAGUUCUGCAGGAAUGCUGAGAGUUACAGUUGCUAAGUCAGGAUCAUGCUAUUCCAAAACUAAAGACAGCCAUCAAUAUGGGAUUUUUAGUGUAUGAUACAUCCUCUGAAAUACACGAAGCAAUCCCUUUUCACUCACCACUGCUAAAACUAUUUUCUCUUUAGGGCAUUGUACUUGAAGAAAGAAGUUGAUGAAGUGGAGAGUCCAGACAAGGGCAAGAAAAGGAUCAUCAAAUUUCCUUUGCUUUCUACAGUCCUGUUAUAGGGCAUGCUUUUACAAAUAUUUGCUUUUGUCUAAAGUAAGAGGGAAUGUAGUACCAGUGGAUACACACAGAACAGAAAGAUGCUAAGGAACAGAAGCAGCGGAGCUGACACAAAGGAGACAAAUGAGGCUUUAGCUGAAAGUUGGCAAACCAGUACAGUUAGGAAAGCACCAGAAUACAGAGCCUGAGUAAGACAUGAAAAUUCUACAGUUGUUGAGGGGUCAGACAUCUCUUGGACAUUAAUACAGAGAGUCUGACUGAAUCACCUGAAUUGGCUUUCCCAGGCAUGGGAGUGGAACAGGGAAUUAUUCCAGCCUGUGCUUAUCCCUGACAGGCUUUACCACAUCUCAGUCUCAAGAAUAUGCAUAAUGUUUAAGUUACAGGUAGAGGAAGGUACCAUUGCUACUAUUCUGUGCCUCUUAUACCCCCAGCAAUGCUUCAGAGCUGUUUUUCAGGGAAAAUACCUUUGGAAAAGGAACAGCAGCAUAAAGACCUGAGUUUAAGACUGCUUUUUCUGCAGAAUUGCCUAUUAUUUUUUUUCCUAGAAAACAUUGUUGUCCUUCCUGGCACUCUUUUCUUGUAUGUUCCAUGUAGGAGAAAAGUCCCUCAUGGUCAUCUGCUUGUGUGGACAUAUUUAGUUAGGAUGCUGUCCAUGCAUUGUGCUGGGGAGCAGCUCUGAUUAUUUUAGUUACUGGUAACUGAGUCACACAAAGGUAUGAAGAGAACACACACUGCAGAAGAUGCCAACUGGCACUCCUGCUUUGAAAAAGGAAAGUUAGACUAAAUAGUGACUUCAGUCAUUUAGAAUGCUUUUAAGGCUUGGCCUGGGUUUCUCAGUAUUCUCCACAGUCAUUGUGCUCAGAUUCAAAAUAAGGUUGCUGGUAUGAAAGCAAACAGGUUUUAAUUAAGUAUUUACAAGUAGUUUCAGUGUAGAAGCUAAGCAAUAUUUAAACAGUUAUUAGGGAGUGGGUUAAAGACCACUCCAUACAAGCUACAAUAAAUUCUAAUCUUUAGAACUCACAAGAAACCUGAAAAACGAUGGGAAGAAUAUUCACUAGUAGACAACUCAUUCAAUUUUCUCCUUGCACCCAAGACUUGAAAGAGGUUAUUCCUUCUGGCCAAAGCUAAUUGCAGCAUGUUAAAGGCAGCUGUGGUGUCAGGAUGCCCAAGCAUGUUGCUCUUGUGUUGACAGCAGUUGCAUUCACUUUUACUGGUGGGGGAAGAGGUUUCACCAUCUUACUUGUUUCCUGUUUAUGAAGUCAGUUCUAUGAAAGCAGGAGAUGACUACUGGAAAACACUCCUGGGCAUAAUGACAUAGGAGCAGGUUGGAAAUGUGUCUCCCACUUCCAAGGAGGAGAAACUUAGAAGAAGAGACAGGAAGGAGAGAGAUUUUUUAAUGGUCCUUUGUUUUGUACUCCACUAUGUCAAUCAGAGCUACGGCACCUUAAUGAAAUAUAGAAUUUCCCCUAUAUGGGCAUUAUGAAUAUGCACUGUUAUAUGCUCAGGAAUAGCUGCUGUGAAACACCUCUUCUGUUGUAUGGAUUACCUUCAACAGCUCAAACUGCGACAUCAGUGUUCAUGAUUUAAUAUUAUUAAAAAAUCUUCACCGUGAGGCUGGUGAGGCACUGGAGGAGGUUUCCCCCAAAAGUUGUGACUGCCCCAUCCCUGGAUGUGUUGGAGGCCGGGCUGAACAGGUUGUUCUAGGCUUUGAACAACCUGCUGUAAGGGACCACAUCCCUGCCUAGGGCAGGGGGUUGGAGCUAGAGGGUGUUUUCCAUCCCUUCCAGCCCCAUCCAUUCUGUGAUGUUAUGUAGCAUCAUCUAGGUUUUUCCUGUAAACACAGAAGUUACAAGAGUUUCAUUUUAACAGACCAUAUUCUGUGAAGUUGACAUCUGUGCCUUCCAGUGAUGUGGAAAGAAAAGGAACUCUUAAAACAUGUCCUCAAGCUCUUUCCCCUUUAUGAACCCUUUCUCUUGUGGAGCAUAGAAAAGAUGAGGCGAUACUCCAGAGUAACUGAG
Molecule: messenger RNA, 5471 nt
Organism: Motacilla alba alba
Lineage: Eukaryota; Metazoa; Chordata; Aves; Passeriformes; Motacillidae
Gene: CCDC14
Product: coiled-coil domain containing 14
Exons: 13
Coding region: 21-2822 (933 amino acids)
Biological process (GO): protein localization to centrosome
Cellular component (GO): centriolar satellite
Source: RefSeq, a predicted model, not a curated record